Messenger RNA from Monopterus albus (swamp eel), 4802 nucleotides. Its product is annotated as coronin-1C-like. The transcript has 11 exons. Gene Ontology annotation, biological process: cell migration; actin filament organization. Lineage: Eukaryota; Metazoa; Chordata; Actinopteri; Synbranchiformes; Synbranchidae. Gene Ontology annotation, molecular function: actin filament binding. The record is from RefSeq and is a predicted model, not a curated record. Bases 5 to 3964 code for a protein of 1319 amino acids.
CACCAUGGGCCAGAAGUUGGAGAAGUUGUCGGAAAAAGACGGAGAGUCAAAUGAUAAUUCAGACUGGUCUGAGAGAACUGCAGAGACGCAACAGUCAGAGCCAAGAGAACGAGAUAAGAGCAGAGAUCAAGAGGAUCAGGACAGUUUCAUGACCCCUCAUUGUAUUGAUGAGAUUAGUGGGAUUAGUGUCAGUGACACGACCACUGGGCAUGCAGGGGAGCACACAGUCACUUCUGCAAGUACAGACCCCCAUACUGGGCAGCCAAUCAGACCUCUAGGGCAGCAGGAGCACCCCCUCGGCACCAGGGGAGAGAGGGUGGGUGGCGACAGGGAAGGCCGAGGUGUCUCUCGAACUCUGGAGGAGUCAAAAACCGUUCUGAACCGUAAGGCAACAAGACCAAAGCAGGUCUCUGAGGGUACAGCUGAAGCCUUUACUGGGACUGCAGCUAUGGAUGAGCUGGGAAGCAGGAAGAAAUCUGAAACUAGCUGGAGCAAGUUGGGUCCUGGCACUCAAACAAGGAGUCUAACAACCCAGUGCAAUCCCACUAAUGAGGAGGACUUUGUGUUGCUUGAGAAGGAUGAAACUUGGAAGUCAUCUGAUAUAGAAACUUUUGGCAGUAAGAUAAAAACAGAGAAUCCUAUAUCAUCAAUAAAAAGAAGAGAGGACGAAGACACUUCUGCUAGCUAUGGUGACAAUAACCUCCCACAACCUUCCAGGAAUACCGCCCAAGAAAAAGGUAAUGACAAGAAAAGCAGAGAAAAAUCUGACACACUUUUAGUCAUGACUGACAGAGUGGAAGCACAUGCUGAGAGUUCACCCACAGCCUGUUUUGAGAGGAAAAUGGGUCAACAUUUGGCUGAAGUGACAGGCGGCAGGUGUCAGCUAAAAGGAGUCAGUCAUGUUGGAGCUGCUCACACAGAGACAACUGGGAGAGGAGAAGCAGAGAGGGAGCAAAGCAUGAAUGACCACAGCAAGCGGCAAAUGUAUACUCACAACAAUAAGGAGCCUCUGACAGCACAAAGUAACAGUGGGUCAGUGAAAAGAUUAAAAGAGAGUACUGGCGAUUUGGAAAACAUCCAUGACAAAGCUGUCCAGUUGACUUCACAGCAGGAGAGAGCAGUCAAGUCAAACCUGGAACCAUGCUUGGAGAAUUCUUUAAGAGAAUCACAAAAUCAAGACGAGGAAAACUACAAUUCAGGAUUUAAUGCACAUAAAUCACAAGCUGAUCAGUCCCAGAGCUGGUUUGCUGAUGCUGUCUCUAGAAGAGCUAAAGCAGGUCCUCUUUGUUCAUAUGACAUGAAAGAGGCCAAGCUCCUUAGCUCUGAAAUACCACAACUGCAUGACGCUCCAUCAUUUUCAUUAGAACAAUGCGAUUUGAUCCCGUGUCUUCCUCUGCCAGAAAAUGAAGGCAGUGAUGAAAAGCCACAGAUUACAAGCUACAAAAGGGAGAGCGAACCUGUUUGCUUCUCUCCUGUCAUCACCCCUCCACCUUUAACUCAUCUGUUGCCUGACAAAGACACAGUGAUGGCAGCACAACUCAAUACAAAUGUGAUCAAUUCACAGAUGGUGCCAAAUGCAACACCCAACCCAUGUGAGUCUAAAGUGGAGUUUGUGCCAAAAGAAAAGCCCAAAGUUAAAGGUCCACCUCCACCUGUCCCCAAAAAACCCAAAAAUCCAUUUAUAAAGCUAAAAACUGCACAAUUAAUGUCAACUGAUGGGCAAAGAAGAGGCAAAGACCAUCUGUGUUCUGAAGAAAGGGCUAAAAGGAGACACACUUUUCAUUUUAACAAAGAUCUUCCAUAUAAUCCUCAAGCUAAUCAGGACAUGUGUUUGCACUGGGAUGAAAGAGGCACUUACAGUGUCCCAACCAACAUACGACACUUGACACUUGACCUUGACCCACGGGAGCAUCUUUCACUGAGACACAUGGAUGAUCAUUAUGGAGACAUGGUUGACUUUGGCUAUUGCACACGUGUGGCACAACUAUCUCCAGAUGAAGAGCCACAAAACCUGGAUAUGUUAAAGAGAAGAGUUUUCCUGGAGAGACGAGACAAAUAUAAAAACCCACCUCCUCCUGUUAAGAAAAAGCCCUCAAAUGCUUUUGCCUCCAAGGAGAUUUCUCAUAUUCCCGAGGUCACAUCAGACAAAGAAAUCCAAAGACCAAAACCUGCUUGUUCAGGGAAAAGAGAAAGCUACCCUGAGCUCCUGUCUGAAAGAAUCAGCACAGAGGUUAGUGACAACAAUUAUGCUCACUAUGGUAAUCGCAGAGAAGUGACUGAUCACAUUAAGGGUAGGUUUGUGGGAGAUGAUAAUGAGGUGGGUUCCUACAAGCCUGUGGCAAAAAUCAUCAAGGAAGCAAACCAAAAACAGAGACAUCAGGACUGGGUCAAACCUGAAGGGGCUGCAGCUCAGGCCCGAGUGACAGAGCAGAGCCCAAGUGUGAACGUAUCCCAAAUGAAGAAUGCCUUUGAUGUUCCAAAGAAACCAAAAGAGAAACCACUAGAAGUUCAGCCACCACCAAAGAAAGAUAUGUUGCGGCGAGUAGUUCGACAGAGCAAGUUCCGUCAUGUCUUUGGUCAGGCGGUGAGGAACGACCAGUGCUACGAUGACAUCCGUGUCUCCAGAGUCACAUGGGACAGCUCCUUCUGUGCUGUCAACCCCAAGUUUGUUGCCAUCAUCAUAGACGCCAGUGGAGGAGGAGCCUUUCUUGUACUUCCUCUACAAAAGACUGGCCGUAUAGACAAGGUCUACCCUACAGUAUGUGGUCACACAGGCCCGGUGUUAGACAUCGACUGGUGUCCCCAUAAUGACCUUGUUAUUGCGAGUGGCUCAGAAGACUGCACAGUGAUGGUUUGGCAGAUCCCUGAGCAUGGGCUGGAGACGGCCCUUUCAGAGCCUGUAGUCGUGUUAGAAGGUCACUCUAAGAGGGUCGGCAUUGUGUCUUGGCAUCCCACCGCUCGCAACGUCCUCCUCAGUGCAGGAUGUGACAACCAGAUCAUCAUCUGGAAUGUGGGCACGGGAGAGGCCAUGAUCAACCUGGAGGACAUGCACCCUGAUGUUAUCUUUAGUGUCAGCUGGAGCCGCAAUGGCAGCCUACUCUGCACCGCCUGUAAGGACAAAAAGGUCCGAGUCAUCGACCCCCGUAAGAAAAAAAUUGUUGCGGAGAAGGACAAAGCCCAUGAGGGAGUUCGACCAAUGAGAGCAAUCUUUUUGGCAGAUGGAAACAUUUUCACCACUGGAUUCAGCCGCAUGAGCGAGCGCCAGCUAGGCCUGUGGAAAAGUGACAACAUGGAUGAGCCAAUAUGUGUUCAAGAGAUGGACACCAGUAAUGGAGUUCUGCUGCCCUUCUAUGACCCUGACACCAAUAUAGUCUACCUGUGUGGAAAGGGUGACAGCAGCAUUCGGUACUUUGAGAUCACAGAUGAGGCACCGUUUGUUCACUACCUCAACACCUUUUCUACCAAGGAGCCCCAGAGAGGCAUGGGAUACAUGCCCAAGAGAGGACUGGAUGUCAACAAAUGUGAAAUUGCAAGGUUUUACAAAUUACAUGAGAGAAAAUGUGAACCAAUAAUCAUGACAGUUCCACGUAAAUCUGAUCUGUUCCAGGACGACCUGUACCCGGACACAGCCGGCCCGGAUCCCACCCUGGAGGCAGAGGAGUGGUUUGCUGGGAAAAACGGAAGUCCCAUCCUGAUCUCGCUCAAAGACGGCUACAUCUCCACGAAGAACCGCGAUCUGAAAGUGGUCAAGACGAACGUCCUGGAGACCAAACCGGCCACAAAGGCAACAAAGGCAGAGAACAUCUCGACUGUCCAGAAGCACGCCUCUUCACAGCCCUCAGUAAAAAUGGAGGAUAAACUGGAAGAGGUACUCCGAGAGUUCAAGUCACUCAGGGACCGUGUCAUCCUUCAAGACCGUCGAAUUGCCAGAUUGGAAGAGCAAGUUGCCAAGGUUGCCAUGUAAGACACCGGCCCCCUCACAGGACUGUUCAUUGCUGAGAGAAUCAAAAGGACAGAGUCAGCCACGGCCAGAAUCUCAAGAUUCGGCUUCAUUCGGCUUGGCGUUAUCCCUGCGAUGAGACCAAGCGUACAUUCCAACAUGAACUUUUAUUUUCACUCACCAAGCUCAGAUUGACACUUCGCCCUGACCCACACAGAAAAGAGGAGGAACUCUCGCAACUGAUGUACACGUUAGAAGAAAAGACAUUUUUGUUGAAUGAAGUCUUAACGUUUCUGUUUUCAAAUUGUGGUAAAACAUUCUUAUGUGAAGUUUGUACUUACUACUCAAAAACUGUAUGUAGCAUCAGUAUUUCCAUUGUUCUGUUUUGUGUUGCCAAAUAUGAAUUGUGUGCGGUUUCAUGCACUGCUUUUGCAUUUAUUUUCUCCGUUGGUGUACAUUCCAGUCACAACUGGUAGAAUGAAUUAGCCAAGCUGGAUUUUUUUUUUCUUUUAAAUUGCUGUUGAACUUUUUUCCUCCCAGCAGUUUUACUCAUCAAUAACCUUCAGGUUCAUGAAUGUGGAAGAUCCUUCUAAUAUGUUUUUGUUCGCAUUCUUCUGAGCUUGAAAUUAAACAUUGGGUUUUAAUUGGGGGGAGGGAGGGUUGCAUCUCUGGUGUAAAUGUUGUGCAGAUGUAGUGGUGCCUCUUUGUCACUGUUAAGGGUCAAAUUAAAGUCGCCCUCUCCAGUGCAUAUUUGGUGUAGGAAGGGACCACUCGUCCAGCUUUUGUUUCACGGAACCCCUGACAAACAGUUCUGUGCACAUAAUAAAGAUUUUACACAUGAAAACCUCCCUUUCUUCUUAUC